This is a messenger RNA of Penicillium alfredii, 1779 nucleotides long. Its product is annotated as proline--tRNA ligase. Bases 1 to 1779 code for a protein of 592 amino acids. Lineage: Eukaryota; Fungi; Ascomycota; Eurotiomycetes; Eurotiales; Aspergillaceae. Gene Ontology annotation, biological process: prolyl-tRNA aminoacylation. The record is from RefSeq and is a predicted model, not a curated record. The transcript is spliced from 4 exons. Gene Ontology annotation, molecular function: ATP binding; proline-tRNA ligase activity. Gene Ontology annotation, cellular component: cytoplasm; aminoacyl-tRNA synthetase multienzyme complex.
AUGGCUAGCCAGAACCCCAGCGACGAAGCUGCCUCGGGCGCUGCCCCUCAGACUCUGCCUGAUCGCACUCAGAACCCCGCUGAUAACCAGCAGGGCGAGUCGAAGAAUGCCGCCAAAAAGGCCGCCAAGCUGGCCAAGAUGGCUGCCGACAAGGCCGACAAGGCUGCCAACAAGGGAGUUGGCAAGCAGGAAGCCAAAAAAGCCCCCAAGAAGAAGGUGGAUGGCGCUGCUUUGAUCGGCAUUGACGUCUCCAAGGAGAAGGAUUUCCCUGGCUGGUAUCAGCAGGUUCUCACCAAGGGAGACAUGCUCGACUACUACGACCUCUCUGGCUGUUUCAUUCUCAAGCCCGCUUCGUUCUUCAUUUGGGAGGAAAUCCAGCAAUGGUUCAACACACGGAUCAAGAAGAUGGGUGUGAAGAACUGCUCUUUUCCGCUGUUUGUCUCCGAAGAUGUCUUAAAGCGAGAGAAGGACCACAUUGAGGGCUUUGCGGCCGAAGUCGCUUGGGUCACGCAUGCUGGCUCGACCCCUCUGGAAAAGAAGAUUGCCAUUCGCCCUACUUCGGAAACGGUGAUGUACCCUUACUACGCCAAGUGGAUUCGCAGCCACCGCGACCUGCCCCUGCGUCUGAACCAGUGGAACUCUGUUGUGCGAUGGGAGUUCAAGCACCCUCAGCCGUUCCUGAGAACUCGUGAAUUCCUGUGGCAGGAAGGCCACACGGCACACUUGACUGAGGGUGCCGCUCGGGAGGAGGUAUUGGCAAUCCUUGACUAUUACCGUCAGAUCUACGAGGAUCUUCUGGCUGUCCCGGUCAUCAAGGGCCAGAAGACCGAGAAGGAAAAGUUUGCUGGUGGUCUCUACACCACCACCGUUGAAGGCUACAUCCCCGCCACGGGCCGUGGUAUUCAGGGUGGUACCUCGCACGGUCUGGGCCAGAACUUCAGCAAGAUGUUCAACAUUACCGUCGAGGAUCCCUCCGCCAAGCCCGAUGAGAGGAAGCCCCCGCUCCACGUGUGGCAGAACUCGUGGGGUCUGUCGACCCGCACGCUGGGUGUUAUGGUCAUGAUCCACAGUGACAACAAGGGCCUGGUCCUGCCUCCUCGCGUCGCGGAGACCCAAACCGUGGUUAUCCCCGUCGGCAUCACGGCCAAGACCUCCGAUGAGGAGCGCGAGAAGCUGAACGCCGAAGUGGAUGGCCUCGUGGCGGUUCUCACCGCGGCUGGAAUCCGUACUGAGAGCGACAAACGCCUCUACUCUCCUGGCUGGAAGUUCAACGAGUGGGAGCUGCGCGGUGUGCCUCUGCGCAUUGAAUUCGGCCCCGGCGAGUCGGCCGGUCACUUCGUCACCACCGCCCGCCGCGACAUCCCGGGCAAGGAUGGUAAGGGCUCGAUCCCUAUCCACGAGCUGUCGACCGGCGUCCCCGCUCUCUUGGAAACCAUCCAGGCCGAUCUAUUCAAGCGUGCCGAGCAGGAAUACACGAACCACCGCAAGCUCCUCACCAACUGGGACGACUUCGUGCCCGCGCUCAAUGAGAAGAACAUCUGUGUCAUUCCCCACUGCUUGACCGAGGAGUGCGAGGAUCAGAUCAAGGACCUGAGCGCCCGCAAGGCCGAGGAGGACUCAGGUGAGCCCCAGGACGCCAAGGCCCCCAGCAUGGGUGCGAAGUCGCUGUGCAUUCCCUUCGACCAGCCCGAAGGUCUCGAGCCGGGCGUCACCAAAUGCACCAACCCCCACUGCAACCGCCUGGCGGAGAAGUGGUGCAUGUUUGGCCGCUCUUAUUAA